Molecule: messenger RNA, 768 nt
Organism: Recurvomyces mirabilis
Lineage: Eukaryota; Fungi; Ascomycota; Dothideomycetes; Mycosphaerellales; Teratosphaeriaceae
Exons: 2
Coding region: 1-768 (255 amino acids)
Source: RefSeq, a predicted model, not a curated record
AUGGCAGACAUGCCACCGUCAGCGCCAGCGAUGGAGCUCCGACUCAAGCGUAAGUCCCCAAUGACCGUCACACAAGACCCCGAGACCACGAAAGGGAAAGGCAAGGCGGCGGUGAUCCACAUGACAGGGGUAAGGAAGCGUAAGGCACCCACCGAUAAGGCAACGAAAGCUGGGAAUGAAGGCGAAGGCGAAUUAGCAACCAACCAGGUCGCCACUUCCAAGCGUAAGAGGGCGAGGACAUCCGAAAAAGACGCUUCCGACGACUCUCCAGCCACAGGUGGCAAGCGCAAGGUACACACCCUAUCUCCAACCACACCAUCCAUCUAUCCACUAACCCCCAAACAGGCAGCCCAAGACAUAACCAAAUCCAUGCCCAUCCCCUACACCUACGAAGACUGCACCGAAGCCGACAAAAUGCUCCUCGACCAACGCGACGCCGGCGUAGACUGGGCCGAAAUCCGCACCGCCUGGGUCAAGAUCACCAAGCAGGGCAAACUCGGCCCUAGUACGCUUCCGAACCGGUACGCGCGUCUCAAGGUUAACUUUGUCGUGAUCAAGGAGGAUGAUAAUGGGAGAUUGGUCGCGGCUAAGCAGGCGGUGGAGAAGGAGCUCGAGGGGAAGAAGUGGGGGUUGAUUGCUAAGAGGGUGGUUAAGUUGGGGGGGGAGGAGUAUGAUGGUGAAGCGCUACGCCAGCGGUACAAGAAGCUGAUGAGUGAGCAUGGUGCGGUGCCGCCUGCUGAUGUGGACGCUUCGGACUUCAGGGAGUGA